CUUGCAUCAGAAGAAAGAAAACAAACAGAGCACGGGGCUAACCCCUUCGACGCAAAAACUCCACGCAGGGGCACAACAAUGGAGGCAGAGAAGGCAAGCAAGCAAAUCCAGAAAGAAGAUUGCAGAAAAGGAAACUAAAGCAACAUAUGCAGGUCUGGAGAUAAACUGUACUCAAAUGCAAAAUUAUGAUGCAGGUGAAAGUAAUUUCAUGCAGGUGGCUGAUUCAACUUUUGAUAGUUCUCAAAUGAGUUGUAGUCAAAUGCUUCGUCAAAUGAUGACAACACAAAACAUGUCUAGUAUAAAUGAUGAACAAUCAACAUAUCUCAUGGAUGCACCUAUAGACAGCUUUACAAGAAUGCUAACAGAGCCAUAUUAUUUUGAGAACAACAUGGUGAUUACAACAAGCAGGAUAGGUGAAGAAACAACUGAUUAUACAUAUGGCAACACAUUUGCCAAAUCGAAUGUGCCAUCAAACGAGUGUGACAACACAAGCAACAAAGAGGCAAGCACAUUGAACUGCAACAGUGAGAUUGAAAAUUUGGAUCCUACCGAGGAAGAACUUGAGGAACACUGGUACAUCGACCUAUUCAAGCGUAUAGAACAUAGUGAGGAAGGCAUGAGGCAGCAAAUACAUGGAGAAAGAGAAGAAGAAGAUGAACAAGAACAAGAACAAGAACAAGAAGAUGUUGUGAACAAUACAAACAAAAAUACUUCUCAAGAUCAGCAAACAGAACAGCUUGAAGAGGAAGAUGUUGAAAACUUCUUGGAAAAUGAAAGAAUAGCAUCAAGUCAGGAGAAAGUUUCAGAAAUAGAUAGUCAAUAUGUUCCGCAUGAGGGGAUGGAAUUUAGUACAUCAAGUGAAGGUCAUAAAUUCUUCAAUUACUAUGGUUAUUUAGCUGGAUUUGCAGUAGUGAUAGCUCAUCAUGCAUGGACACAAAGCAGGAAAAGAAAUAAUGAGAUCAUAAGAAUCACCUACAAAUGCAAUAGACAAGGAAUGCAAGACACAUCAAAAGAGGGCAACACACAAGAGGAAGAGAUAAUUGCAGAAAGAGAUACAAAUGUGCUAGUGAAGACAAACUGCAAGUGUUGUAUGGUAAUAUCAGAAAGAAAAGGCAUAUGGAGAGUUACAAGGCUGCAGCUAGAGCACAAUCAUCCAAUGAGUCCAGGGGAAAGUAUUUCAGAGCACAUAAAAAUAUGA
Panicum virgatum (switchgrass) is the source of this 1198-nucleotide messenger RNA. RefSeq names its product homeobox protein 12-like. Lineage: Eukaryota; Viridiplantae; Streptophyta; Magnoliopsida; Poales; Poaceae. The coding region runs from base 176 to 1198 and encodes 340 amino acids. The record is from RefSeq and is a predicted model, not a curated record. The transcript has 6 exons.